Messenger RNA from Triticum aestivum (bread wheat), 1042 nucleotides. RefSeq lists its product as uncharacterized. Lineage: Eukaryota; Viridiplantae; Streptophyta; Magnoliopsida; Poales; Poaceae. The record is from RefSeq and is a predicted model, not a curated record. The transcript has a single exon. Bases 11 to 1042 code for a protein of 343 amino acids.
CGGCACGGACAUGACGAUGAGCUGGUCCGACCUGCCGGCCGACCUCGUAGCGGCGGUCGCCGACAGGAUCGGCGACCACGCCGAUUUCGCCUGCUUCCACUCCGUGUGCCCGUCCUGGCACUCGGCGUCGGCGGCGCACGGCGCCCGCCGCAGCGCUCCCCUGCUCCUCCUGCCUGCCGAAAACCACUUCCGCGUCGACCGCCGCCUCUGGUCGCUCGCGGAUGACCGGAUCGUGAGGAUCCCCGUGCCCGCCGCCAGCGGCUUCUUCCUCUUCGCCUCGCCGGACGGCUGGACGCUCGCCGUGGACCGCUACUUCUCGGUCGGCUUACCCGGGCUGCCGCCCUCGUUCCGCAACGACCCUGUCGUUCGUCGCGACAUGGUGUGGGAUCGGUCGCCACACGCCGUCAUGAUCGCCCUGCGGAGCACCAAGAUGCCGUGCUUCUGCCGGCCGGGGGACCAGUCGUGGAGCCCGGUGGAGUGCCUGGAGGAGCUCAGCCAGGUCAGCAGCAUCACCUACUGCGACGGCGCGUUCUAUCUCUUCGAUGCGGGGACCCGCAAGACGGUCUGCCUGGACAGCGAAACCUUCGCCGUGUCUGCCGUGAUCGAGCCGCCGCCGGCGCAGCUGAUGCGCGAGCCCACGCUCGCCGUGUCGUCCGCCGAGCUCAUCAUGAUCGGCCGGACGCAUGUCUUGCCCCCGGGAGGAUUCGACGGCCCGGUGAAGCUCCGCAGGGCGAGGGCCUUCCGUUGGGACCGCAGGAACCCCACGAGCUGGGCGGCGGUCGAAGACAUCGGCAACCGCGCCGUGUUCGUGGACAGCUUCCGGGGGUUCUACGUCGAGGCCAACGGAUUCAACGGGGUGCGGCGGAACUGUGUGUAUGUCGCGAGCUCGCACCCGUCCGCGAAACGCGACGGGAGGUGCGCCGUCUCCGUGCUGGACCUCGCUGGCCUCGCCAUCGAGCAUCUCUCGGUCGGGAACCUAAGCAGCUGCCGGUCCAGUAGAUUCUGGCAACGGCCUUCGUGGUGCAUGCCAAAUCUCUGCUGA